Molecule: messenger RNA, 9041 nt
Organism: Chrysemys picta bellii (western painted turtle)
Lineage: Eukaryota; Metazoa; Chordata; Testudines; Emydidae
Gene: SETD1B
Product: SET domain containing 1B, histone lysine methyltransferase
Cellular component (GO): Set1C/COMPASS complex
Molecular function (GO): RNA binding; histone H3K4 methyltransferase activity; protein binding
Source: RefSeq, a predicted model, not a curated record
UGCAAAGUGCUUUCACGAAAUGGCAACCAUUUUUUUUCCCUGAGCCUUAAAAACAAACCCCCUCUUACUUCUCUUCUUCCCUUUCCACGAGCCUCACAAAGGGGGGGCGGGCAGUCACCUCCCUGCAAUGAUCGGAAAUAGAAACAACGCUAGACACUGGGAGACACAGACGUGCUGCUGCCCCCAAACCUGACAAGAAUACAGCAUUACAAAGAAGAAGCCAUUACGAACCACUACCCCACCCCCUCUCACAAACAAUAUGGAGUACAACCUGGAGCUGCAUGCUGAAAUGCCAGACAGCCUCCCGGUUUUUCUCGUGGCACUGGGCUGCAAAGGCAUUACACGCUUGGUGCAUUAGCAGAUUUUAAAAUAAAAAUCAGCUGGGAGUUAGUUGCAUGGGCUCAGUAGCUGCAUGAAAGCACAGAACUGCUGUGAACAUCAACUGCGUCACUUCUUCCCGACUGUAACAAUCCAGGCUGCAAAGUGUCCCUCCUUUGGAGGCAGCCUCCCUCAUUUUGGAUCUAUUUUCAGACCGUUUCUAAAGUAGCUGCCUCUCGUGGGGAAGGAUUUUGCAGCGCAUUUUAGCGAGACCAUUACAGGCUCGUUGUCACCGUUCUGAAAACAGUCCCUUUUUGUUUUUCGCGAGCCAGAGUCUUCAGUAAUUAGACGGAUAAACACGUAAGGGGGUUCCCUUUCGUCUAUUCGUCUUCUAAAAUCCUCCUUCCUAAGCUUACUGUUUGGAGGUAGCUCGGGGGGGGAGAGAAUUUAACAGCCAUGUAAUGCCAGCAUGGAUCCGCAGUCUCCUUCCACAAAAAGCAGAGCUGCUAACAAGCGCUUUGUGGAGAAAAAGAAAUCACCCUCUGAAAAAUAUAUAUUAAUAUAGUCUGUAUAUGUAUCGAUGACACAAGAACAAGAUAGCUACCGUUUUACAGACGAUCAUUAGGCUGUCUCUGUCCAGGACAAUAACAUUUGUGGAACAGGCCUGGGCUAUCUGAUUCUCUGCAAGGGCAAAAGGGUUUACUUACCCGCUCACCACUGAUGAAUGCAGUUCUGAAGGUGAAGUUGUGUUGUUUAGCUUUUUUAAAAACAUAUUUAUAAAUAUAUAGCUAUAUAAUCUGUAUCCCCACUUCUCUGGUAAAUUUGCAAGUCAAAACGUAUCUUGUUAAGACAUUUAGAGAUCUUUAUAUGGCAAUGGUGUAGCAUCAAAAAGCUAUAGAAAAUGUUGUCCAGUUAUGGUGACUGACAGUAUCGUUAGAACUUGUACUCGAGGUUUAAAUCUAGGUUCCUGUGACAGAUUUACGCUGUACAUUAAAAGGACAACCAGUGGCUUUCCAGACUACACAGAAACUCAAAAAUGUUUCCCCCGAAUAUUUUAGUCAGUACAGGUUAGUGUGAAAACACCUGGUUAACAUUUACUGUAUGUAAACAUUUUAAAAACAUCUCUCGCUAGAUAUUUUGCUUUAUAAAUAAAAUAUUUUAAAAGCAUCAAAUUGUUUUAGCUAAACAGACAAAAAAACAUAAGACAUGCAAAUGAAGGCUCAGAAAUAAGGACAACUCCAGUAACAUUAACAUGAAAACUACACUUAGUAAGGACAGAAUGGAUUGGGUACUUACAAUGUAAAAGAAAAAAAGUUUAUCAUAUUAAAUUUUUAUGCCAGAAUUCACUAUUCCUAAGUCUAUAUUUAAAACGUUACCUUAUAAGCACCAAAGGAGUUAAUAAAAAUGGCCAGGAAUUAAGUGUUUAAUACAGGAACUUUUUUAAAUUUAUUGUUCAGUCAUAAUAUAGUUCUAAAGCUUAAAAAACCCAAACAAAAAUAUGUAUUUACUUAUUUUUGAAUUCAAAAUUGUUACUGCUGACAUAAGGGUGUGCCAUGACCUAGUUACACAAGACAAAGAUGGAUUCCAAAUCAUAAGGAAAAAUCCAAAUCUUUUUUAUCUUCCUUCUUCAUUGAGUCCUUUAAAAUGUUGUCAGACAUUAAUACAACACUGAGAAGUCCUGAAAUGGAUGGUGUGGAUUCAAAUAAAGUAUCCCCUUUUGGAACAAAGGAAAACCCAGUUGGCCAUUUAAUUCCAUUGCAGAAAAAUGGCUGCCUGAUCUGUUGGCCUCUCCUUAGCUGUCUGGUGAAGGAUGUUUUUAGAUCAGCGUCUAAUAACUCAAGCCAAAUGGAAGCUGCGCGCUGAUUGGCUGCGGGCUCCUGGUGCCUUUAACCAGCCAAUUACCUAACCACGGCCAAAUUACAAACCAAAAGCACAAGAUGAGCUAAAACAACAUGAAGCCCAAAGCCAGGCGAGACGCUCCUCGCCCAGGAAAAGAGGCAAAAAGAGAGAUCCCCAGCUGCCUUUCACCGCUAAAACAAAAUGGAAGCUCCACGCUGAUUGGCUGUUGCAACCCCAGGACCUUUAAUAAGCAAAACUGCUACUUUCUCCCCCUUGUUCCCGUCCUGUGCAAUGGACACAUUGUAACAACGCGGCUCGCCAGCCAGCGGGGCUCGGUGGGGCUGCGGGGAAACACUGUAGCAGGGGGGCAGAAACACAGCUAUUCACCCCGUGCCCCGGGCUGCUCCCUGGCUGUCCCUGCAAGGCUCACUGAGUGCCCCCAAACUUGUCCCACCUCUGUCCAUCUUGUUUAGAAACAGUUUGCGCUAAGGUAAACGCAGCCCGCAGAUUCCAAGGAAUUUCCUGCAUGCAAUUAAAGCGGGGGAAAAUCCCCUGCCGAGGCUAGCUGGGCUCGGGAAAAUGCAUGGCCCUUUAUUUCGGGUGGGGAGGUGCCAGGGCUCGGCGAGGCUGGGGGCUUCGCGGCGCGCUGCAGCUGCUGUGAAUGUGCCUUCGGUUGAGGGCGGUUAGCCAUUAGCCGAGCUCCAUAGUGGUGUAUUGUGGGAUGCCUGAGAAGCAAGCAGAAAGCACACACACAAUAUGUGUUGGCUCGCAAAAAAAGGAGGCAGGAGCCUUUCAAAAGCAAUGUAAUGUAACCAGCCAAAUGUGAAAAGGAGCUCGCCUUUCGCUGCAAGGAGACGAUCGGCCACCUCACACAAUGUCUUUCAAGGAGAUCAAGGCAGGGGAAAAAGCCAAGCACCCAGAAGAUCAUGGCAAAAAACAGAGUUCAAGUUGGAUCAACGGAAUGGAGAAUAGCACACAAGCCAGCACUUCUGUCGAGAAAAGAAAUCACCACUGGAGAAGUUACAAAUUGAUUAUUGACCCAGCUCUGAAAAAAGGACAGCAUAAACUCUAUCGUUAUGAUGGGCAAAAUUUUAGCAUGCCUAACUCGGGAAUUGCCCCAGUGGAUUGUGUCAGAGAUCCCAGGAUAGGAAGAAUAUGGACCAAAACCAAGGAGUUGGAGCUUUCUGUUCCCAAAUUCAAGAUUGAUGAGUUUUACGUGGGGCCAGUGCCCCCCAAGCAGGUAACCUUUGCCAAGUUGAAUGACAACAUCCGUGAAAACUUUCUGACCGACAUGUGCAAGAAAUAUGGUGAAGUGGAAGAAGUAGAGAUUCUCUACAAUCCCAAGAAUAAGAAGCACCUGGGCAUUGCCAAAGUGAUCUUUGCCACAGUGAAGGGUGCCAGGGAAGCCGUCCAGCACCUGCACAACACAUCAGUCAUGGGCAACAUCAUCCACGUGGAACUGGAUACAAAAGGUGAAACCCGUAUGCGGUUCUAUGAACUGCUGGUUAAUGGUCUUUACACUCCGCAGACCCUUCCUGUAGGCAAUGAGCAGGAUGUCUCGCCACCUGUGAAUGAAACUCAGCAGGUACAGUGUGCUUGGUUGACUGAUUCUGUAAAACGUCUGAAAGACAGUAACCUUUCUUCUGCGGGAUCAUCCAUUACCCCAAACAGUAGCACCCCAUUUUCCCAUGAUACAGCCUAUUCCAGCAGUCGGCAAGACACCCCAAACUCGUAUAGCCAGUAUACCCCACAGUCCCAAGGAACCCCACUCACCCCACGACUGGGGACUCCGUUUUCCCAAGAUUCAACCUAUUCCAGUCGUCAAACGACACCAGCUUACCAUUACGGACAGGACUCUGGGUAUAAACCCAGGAGACAUGAAACAAAAUUUACAGAUGCCUAUAAUAGACGACCAGGACAUCACUAUGUCCAUAACUCGGCAGGUGUUUACAGAGGGUCAGAACAUCAGUUUAGCACGUUCAAGUCUCAUCAGCAAGAGCCAGUACAAUAUUCUCACACUCCUCCCUUGAGCCACUCUGGUUCUUCAAGUUAUAAAUCUGCCUUCUCUCCAUACCAAGCACCAGCUGUAUUUCCCCCAUCUGAUGAACAGCAGUAUCCCCAAACUUCCAGAGACACCGAGUACCGGAGACCUGCCCCGCCUCCAGCUGAGAUCUUAGUAGAAAGUAGUGCUGCUACGAAUAUUGAUUUUGUUCCUGUGAAAGAAAAACAGGAGGAACUCCCAUCCCUGCCACAGUCAAACUGUCUUACCGAACAAAGUACAGCAUCCUUUUCUCAGACUCCGGAAAGGAGUGAGACACCUGGCACCCCAACCAUGGAGUCUGAAAUGCAGCAUAACAGUUUAGACUCAAGGAUUGAGAUGCUCUUGAAAGAGCAGAGAACAAAGUUACCUUUUCUCAAUGAACAUGAUUCGGACAAUGAGAUCCGAAUGGAAGGUAGCCCUAUCUCUUCCUCCUCCUCCCAACUUUCUCCUAUCCCAUUGUAUGGCUCUAACUCUCAGCCCAGUUAUAGAGCUCAAACCCCAUCCUCACGUCCCUCCAGCACUGGCUUGGAGGACAUUAGUCCAACACCGUUACCAGAUUCUGAUGACGACGAGCCAAUCCCUGGGACAGCUCCUCUGAGUCAGAAUUCAAGAGGAACGUCAGAGGCCAGUAUGACUCCUAUUGAUCAGCUGAGUAGGACAUCCAAAGCUGAGACUUCUGAGACUAAAGAAAUGCUGCCUGGUGACCAGACACCAACAUCAGAAAAAAUGGAUGAGGGUCAGCAUUCUUCAGGGGAGGACAUGGAAAUAUCUGACGAUGAAAUGAAUUCUUCACCAAUCACCAGUGCAGAAUGUGCCAAAACUAUUGUGGUGAACUCCUCUGUUAGCAACUCUGCUGUGAUGACUCAGUCGAUACCCAUGCCUCCACCAGGGUUCCCUCCACUUCCACCCCCACCCCCACCCCAACCAGGCUUUCCAAUGCCGCCACCUCUACCACCACCACCUCCACCAACUCAUCCAGCUGUCACCGUCCCACCACCUCCGCUUCCUGCGCCACCUGGGGUCCCACCGCCUCAUAUCUUGCCUCCACUUCCUCCAUUCCAUCCUGGCAUGUUUCCUGUCAUGCAAGUGGAUAUGAUAAAUGUCCUGGGCAACCAGUGGGGCGGCAUGCCAAUGUCCUUUCAGAUGCAAACUCAAAUGCUGAGCCGCAUGAUGCAGGGGCAGAACACGUACCAGUACCCACCUUUUAUGGGAAGCCGGAUGCAGUUUGUGAAUCUUCCUCCCUACCGUCCCUUCUCGAUGGGGGCAGCUAUUGGCCGGGGGCAGCAAUGGCCGCCGCUGCCCAAGUUUGACCCCUCGGUCCCACCACCGGGUUAUGUGCCGAAGAAGGAGGAUCCGCACAAAGCUACUGUGGACGGUGUCCUCUUGGUGAUUGUGAAGGAAUUAAAAGCAAUUAUGAAAAGGGACUUGAACCGGAAAAUGGUCGAGGUGGUAGCAUUCAGAGCCUUCGAUGACUGGUGGGACAAGAAAGAACGUCUAGCAAAGGCAUCGCUCACUCCAGUGAAGUCUGGCGAAAAUAAAGAUGAGGAAAAACCAAAGCCAAAGGAUCGAAUUACAUCCUGCCUCCUGGAGAACUGGAACAAAGGAGAAGGGCUAGGCUACGAGGGAAUUGGUUUGGGCAUUGGGUUACGAGGGGCCAUUCGGCUGCCAUCUUUCAAGGUGAAGAGAAAGGAGCCGCCUGAAGCUGCCUCAGCAGGAGAUCAGAAGAGAAUCAGGCCCUCCACCUCUGUUGAUGAUGAAGAUGAAGAGUCAGAAAGGGACAGAGACAUGUCUGAUGUUACUUCAGACCUGUCUAAGAAGGAUGCAGAAGCAGUAGGCCUCCGAAGGAGACCAGCAAGACCAUUGGAGCUAGACAGUGAGGGGGAGGAAGGAGAUGAGACUUCAGGUAAAGAAGAAGAAUCCUGUUCUGAAAAGGAAGACGAGCAGGAGGAAGAGGGAGGAUUGGUGAAAGCAGCACCUGGCAAGGAGGAAGACGAGGAGGAGGAGGAGGAGGAAGACGAGGAAGAGGAGGAGGAAGAUGCUGACGAAGAGGAGGAAGAAGAUGAAGAUGAAGAAACAGGAGUAGAAACAAGUGAAAAGGAAGAUGAGCAGGACUCUGAAGAAGAAGAUGUAGUGAGUCCCACAUCUUCCAAAGCCGAAGCUGAAUCAUCAGAUGAAAGUGAGGACUCCUCAGAAUUUGAGUCGAGUUCUGACUCGGAUGAGGAAGAGGAGGAGGAGGAGGAGGAGGAGGAAGAGGUGGCGGCUGAAGACCAAGAUAGAGAAGCCAUGGCUGCUGAAAUAGAGCUUGAGUCUGCUAGUCAUGAACUAGCAGAUGAAGAAAAAGAGACCAUCCUGGAGCUGUUUCCAGUGGACGACUAUAUGGAAGCAACAAGCCUGGCACUAGAGGCACCAGCUAUGGCAGUAAAAGAGGAAGAGAUGGAAGAAACCAAGCAACGGGAAGAUGAAAGUAGUGAAGUGCCAGAGGAAUCUACUGCUGCUGAAGGUUUGGUGGUCACGGAGAGAGACCAGGAAGUAAAGCUAAUGCCGUCCCCUAUAGGUGUAGCAGUGGAAGAGUCUGAACUGGAUAUUGAGCUGGAGUCUAAGGUAUUAGAGGGUCCAAAGCCUGAAUCUCAAGAUGAAGAAGAGAAUCUCUGUCUCCCAGCACCAGUGGGGGUAUUUGAAGAACCUCUACCCAGUAAGAGUCGCUUCUUCAGUAAGUCUGAUGAUAGUGACUUAGAAGCCCGAGUUACAGGAAAACUACUAUCCACAGCAGAGGAGGAGGAGGAGAGACUGCCUUGGACUCCUGGACGGGACAUAGCGGUCCAUUCGGAUUCUGAUACUCCCAUACUUCCACCGCAUAAGGUGCCACCCUCUACACUUCCCCUUCCAACAACGCCUAGUAAAGAGGAACCUUUACUCCCUCCAGAAAAUUUCCCUGAACAGUUAACUGUGACCAAAACAGCUCUGGAAGAGGAGCUUCCUAGGACUCCAGGGCGGGAUAUUAUGGCCAAGUCUUCACAUGGCUUUGCAAAGUCACAGAGUACAGACACUAUUCCAGCCACCCCUGGAAGUGAUGCUCCUCUUACGGGAAGCAGCUUGACUUUAAGUUCCCCUCAAGUCCCAGGCAGCCCUUUUUCAUAUCCAUCCCAGUCUCCUGGGAUUAAUAGUGGCAUUCCUCGGACUCCUGGGAGGGAUUUUAAUUUCACGCCUACUUUCCCAGAGCCUGGUGCAACUCUUCCUUGCCUUCUGUCUGGCAAGAAACCAUCAGAAGAUGAGCCAGAGGAGAAAUGUUUUAAAGAACCUCUUAGUGCUUCUCGAACGGUCAGCAUGAACAGUGUUCCCUCCCCAAUUCCCUUUGCUAGCCCUCCAGAAACUGAUUUCCACACAGACAUAGAUUUGCCACCUGACGAGCCAGUAUCUGUAGCAGCCCUGCCAUGUGUGCCAGUGGAUGGAAAGACAUCCAUAGAGGAGAGCAAGGUAGCCGUGAAAUCCGUUUUGCUCUCCCCAGAAGCGCCUACUGUCUCUCUUCCUCUCCCUCUUCCUCCUACUCCUUCCUCUCUGCCCACCAAAAGGAAACCGGGCCGGCCGAAACGAUCACCUCCUUCGGUCCUCUCGUUGGAGGCCUAUCCCAGCAAAACUUCAGAACCUCCUCCUGUCCCAGUUGCCUUGACUGAAAGUGCUGUUAGCAAAGAGUUGUUGGGUGGGCAUCCUGAUGCUUUUUAUGGACUGAAAGAUCCUGAAGCGGUCACCCUAGACUUCAGGAAUGACAGCUUCCACGAGAAGGUAACCCCGGAGGCCAUAGCAGAGAAACUUCCAUUUAAGGAACUAGAGAAUCAGUGGAAUGAGGACUUCAAAGAAGAGGAGAUUCACGUGAAACCUAAAAGACAGUGGCGGAGGCAGAAAAAGACACCUGAGGACAUCCCAGUGAUUCCUUCCCCUGAAUAUUCUCCACAUCGGCCCCACUUUAGGCCCCGCUCCGAGUUCGAGGAGAUGACCAUUUUGUAUGAUAUCUGGAAUGGAGGAAUAGAUGAGGAAGAUAUCAAGUUCAUGUGUAUCACGUAUGAUCGCUUGUUACAGCAAGAUAAUGGUAUGGACUGGCUCAACGAUACCCUUUGGGUAUACCAUCCUUCUACUAGCUUUUCUACCCCGAAGAAGAAGAAGCGGGAUGAUGGCAUGCGGGAACAUGUUACAGGUUGUGCACGAAGUGAAGGCUAUUACAAAAUAGAUAAGAAAGACAAACUUAAAUACCUCAACAAUAGUCGUGCAUUUGCAGAGGAGCCGCCAGCUGAUACACAAGGAAUGAGCAUCCCUGCCCAACCUCAUGCUUCCACCCGGGCUGGCUCUGAGAGGAGGUCAGAGCAACGCAGGCUUCUCUCAUCCUUCACUGGUAGCUGUGACAGCGACCUACUCAAAUUUAACCAACUGAAGGUCAUUGCAGACAUGCGAGAGAAACGAUACGAGGAUGAAGGCAUUGGGAGCAGUUACAUGUUCAGGGUCGACCAUGACACCAUCAUUGAUGCAACAAAAUGUGGAAACUUUGCCAGGUUUAUUAAUCAUAGCUGCAAUCCAAAUUGUUAUGCUAAAGUCAUCACCGUGGAGUCUCAGAAGAAGAUUGUCAUCUACUCCAAGCAGCACAUCAAUGUGAAUGAGGAAAUUACUUACGACUACAAGUUUCCGAUCGAGGAUGUAAAGAUCCCAUGUCUGUGCGGCUCUGAGAACUGCAGGGGGACCCUGAACUAAUCCCGAGGCUUCUCGUCACACUUGCACCUUCGGCCAUGUCAGAACUGCAGUAACCAGGUGUGGUUGCACUUUGCCAAAAAAAAAAAAAAGAAGAAGAAGAAGAAGA